GUGACGGCGUGAGAGAAAAUCCCUGAAAGGAACUAAAGAGGGUUUCUAGGCACAAAAUAAAAAAAGAAGCUGAAUAUGAAUGCAGAUCCUGGAGCCACAGAGCUGGAUUCCCACUGGGGGACACCUGGAAAUCCCUCUGGCGACCACCCAGUGAAGAGCUCAGACCAUCAGAACCAGGAGCAGGAAAUGGAUCCCGUGGUGGUUUGGGUUCCCAGUGGGAGGCGUCUGAUCUCUGGUCUGCUGGGUCUGAACGUGAUCCUCCUGGGAGCGGCCCUGGUGGCCGGAGAGGCUUUCAACCCCAAAGGCCUCAGGCACCAGGAGCCCCAGGUGUUCAUGCUGCUGCUGAUGGGGUUGAGUUUGUUUUGGAUGCUGUGGUACCUGCUGUGGGCCAGGAAACAACCCGACAUCUGUCCACAUCAGGACCACCACGCCGGAGGAAUCACUGUCACCUUGGUCCUCAUGCUCUUUGCUGCGUUCAGUCUGCUGCUGUUCAUCUGCAGGACCGGCUAUUUGAUCAGCAUGAGUGAGUGUAAGCCUGCUGCUAAAGUGCUCUCUCCCUUCAUUGAGGCUCCUUUUCUCGCGCUGCAGACGUAUUUACUGUGGGCUCACUCUAAAGACUGCAUUCACAGACACAAGAUAAUCACCAGGUCCGGACUGAUGUUGAUCCUCUCUGCCGACCUGCUGCUGUGGCUGAACGCAGUCACUGAGGACACCAUCCACGAAGAGAUCGAGUUGGAGAAAGAAGACAAGCUCGAUUUCAGCAACGCAAACUCAACAGAAGCUGACGUCUCAGAAAUCUCCAAUUCGACUUUCUGCCAGUGCUCUGCAAGUGCAGCCUGCCUUGCCUUCAGGAAAGGCUUCGAAAUCCUUUAUCCCUUCAACAUGGAGUACUACCUGAUGGCCGGCUGCAUGAUCUACGUGAUGUGGAAGAACGUGGGUCGCAGGAUGAGCCCGGGUCACCAGCACACCACUCAGAAGCUGACCCUUCAAAUCGUCUACCACGGCGGGAUCAUAUACGGCCUGGUGUUUGGCACCCUGGUCCUCCUAGCCGGAGUGACCGUCUUCAUUCUCUACCAGGUUUGGGUGAGCCGGCCAGAGCUCCGCUUCACCGCCUUCCUCAUAUUUUACGGCUACCACUUAGCCGUCAUGCCCGUCAUGUCUCUGUGCUCGCUGGUUGGGAUGCUGGUCUACCGGCUGGAGAGGAGGGCGAAAGAAGGGGGGCACAACCCCACUCGCAGCCUGGAUGUGAUGCUCCUGGUGGCGGCGGCUCUGGGCCAGCUCUCCCUGUCGUACUUCUCCCUCGUGGCGGCCCUCGCUGUGGGGACCGACGGGCCUCUGGGGGACCUAGACCUCUCCUACUCCCUCCUCAGCCUGCUGGAGCUCAUCCUGCAGAACAUCUUCAUCAUCGAGGGCCUCCACAGGCACCCGGAACUGUUCUCCAAGAAGAAAGAGAAGCAGCGGAGCAGCAUUUUCAAGCUUAAGAAAAAGGCUGCUGUGCCAGAACAAGAGGAGAGGAAGACAGAUAUCUCACUGCUGGAGGGGAAGAUGCCAGCCACUGUGCAAGAGCAUGAUGGGAAAAAACCCUGGACCACAAGAGCGAUAAAAGAAAUCUGUGCUUUCCUCAUCCUCUCUAAUGUCAUGCUGUGGGUCAUCCCAGCGUUCGGAGUCCAUCCCCAGUUUGAGAACGGCCUCGGGAAACAGUUCUUUGGCUUCUCCGUGUGGUUCGUCCUGGUGAACCUGGGUCAACCGCUCAGUGUUUUCUACCGGAUGCACUCUGUGGGAGCGUUAAUGGAGCUGCUCAUCUCUGCAUGAUGCACACUGACCGUUGAAGGAGAUAAAACAACAUUUAUACAUUAUUUGGUUUCUGUAUUGUGUGGACUUCUGGUGUGUGACUCAUAGUUUGGGCCCUUUGUAAAAAAGGGGCAGCGUAUUAGAAAAGCGUUCCUCCUAAGUGUGUGCCAACAGUUUGUGUUUGUUCAACAUGACAACGCCCCAGUGCACAAAGCACAAAGCAACUCUGUGAGGUAAUGGUUGAGAACUCGACAGGUUAGACAGGCCAAAAAAAAAGUGUUUUCAGGUCUUUAGGUGGUAAAUAAUUCCAAACCCGGUCACCAGCAA
This is a messenger RNA of Morone saxatilis (striped sea-bass), 2118 nucleotides long. RefSeq names its product proton channel OTOP3-like. The record is from RefSeq and is a predicted model, not a curated record. The transcript has 7 exons. Lineage: Eukaryota; Metazoa; Chordata; Actinopteri; Moronidae. Gene Ontology annotation, biological process: proton transmembrane transport. Gene Ontology annotation, cellular component: membrane. Bases 76 to 1812 code for a protein of 578 amino acids. Gene Ontology annotation, molecular function: proton channel activity.